Gambusia affinis (western mosquitofish) is the source of this 2765-nucleotide messenger RNA. RefSeq names its product BAR_ACAPs and ArfGap_ACAP domain-containing protein. The record is from RefSeq and is a predicted model, not a curated record. Gene Ontology annotation, cellular component: cytoplasm. Gene Ontology annotation, molecular function: protein binding; GTPase activator activity. NCBI's taxonomy places the organism in Eukaryota, Metazoa, Chordata, Actinopteri, Cyprinodontiformes, Poeciliidae. Bases 331 to 2436 code for a protein of 701 amino acids. The transcript has 21 exons.
CUGGGUGUCGCUUUAUCCUGUUGAACCGACGCCAACCAAACCGGGUUAUUAUCUGACAGUUAAACGGAGACAUCUGUCAGGGGAAUAAAACAACUGAAACAAGACAUACCUUUAGUUUUAUCCGAACCGAGCCGGUAUGCGUAUCGGACCGGGCUCUCCCGAAGGCUCCGUGCAGGUUUGUGUCCACAGGGUGUCAUUUUAAAGACACGUAUCACCGGAAAUUAGCGGAUUCUGCAGCGGAGCUAACAGGCUAACUGCUAACUAACGGUUAGGAUGUUGAAUAAACUUUAUUAAGAGUCGGUGACGUUCCCAGGGAUCCCGUGUGACGUCAUGGAAUCCCUUUUAGACUUUGAGGAAUGCAUCAAAGACUCACCUGAGUUCAGAAUCACUCUGGAUCAGUUUGAGGCAGAUGUUUCCCUACUGGAGACUCAUCUGGAUAAGGUGAUGAAGCUGUGCGGGAAGAUGGUGGAGGCGGGACAAGCGUACAACGCAGCUAAUCAGCUGUUCCUGAGCGGCUUGGCUGAGCUCCUGUCGUAUCAGAAGAAGGAGUCGGUGAUGAUGAGUUGCCUGAACCAGUUCCAGCAGGGUCUGCAGGAGAUUCUGAGCUUCCACACCAUGCUGCUGGACCAGAUGCAGAGAGCCAUCAUCCAGCAGCUCUCCAGCCUCUGCUCACAGUUCCGGCCACAGCUAGCCGACACCAGGAAGGAGUUUGUUCGGAUCGGAGAGGAUCUGGAGACGGCGGCGGCGAAGAACGCCCAGGUGUCGCGCCACAAGGCGGCCGAUGCGGAGCGGGCGAGCCACCUGCUGCUCGCCACCCGGAAGUGCUACCAACACUUCGCCCUGGAUUACUGCCUACAGCUCAACACCUUUAAAACCCAACAGAACAUCGACGUCCUGAACUCUGUGUUCUCCUUCGUCCACGCCCAGUUCACCUUCUUUCACCAAGGCUUCGACCUGCUCAGAGACCUGGAGCCCAGCAUGAAGACCAUGGGAGCUCAGCUGUCUCAGCUCUCUGUCGCCUGCGCUGCCAAGAGGAAGGAGCUGGAGAACCGACACCUGCUGGUGCAGCAGCGGGACGCUUCGGGCGAGCCGAUGGUCAGCUCGUGUCCCGACAGCGGCGACAUCAUCCAGGGUUACUUGUUCAAACGGUCCAGGAGGAAAUCCAAGACCUGGAAGAGGUGCUGGUUCUCCAUCAGAGACAAUCAGCUGAUCUACAGGAAGUCCCACAAGGAUGAUGCUGCCGUCUUGUUUGAGGACCUUCGGCUGUGCGCCGUGAAGCCGGCGGAGCAUCUGGAUCGCCGCUUCUGCUUCGAGCUGCUGUCCGUCCAGAAGUGCUGCGCCCUGCAGGCUGACUCGGAGCCGCUGCAGCAGGCGUGGCUCGCCGCGCUGCAGGGCAGCAUCGACCUGGCGUACCGGGAGCGUGGCGACGCCUGCCUCAUCCCACCGGGCACCGGAGACUCCGCCCCCCUGCCGGCCACGCCCCCCCAGAGGCCGGCGGCUCUGGCCGUGGCCCUCGGGGGCCCCGGGAACCAGCGGUGCUGCGACUGCGGUGAGCCGGAGCCGCGCUGGGCUGCCGUCAACCUGGGAGCCACCGUGUGCAUCGAGUGCUCUGGGAUCCACCGGAGCCUGGGCGUCCACCUGUCCAAGGUGCGGUCCUUGACCCUGGACUCCUGGGAGGCGGAGCAGCUGAAGCUGCUGUGCAUUCUGGGAAACGACGUGGUGAACGCCAUCUACGAGGCCAGGUGUUCUGAGGAAGGCCGGGUCAAGCCCCGACCCGACAGCCCCAGGUCAGAGCGGGAGGCGUGGAUCCGGGACAAAUACGUGGAGAAGAGGUUCGUCCAGCGCCGCCCUGCAGGCGGAGCCGGGGCGGGGCUCCGACUCUACCAGGCCUCUGUGGCGGGAGACCUCGUUUCCAUGGCGACGGCUCUGGCGGAAGGGGCAGAGGUCAACGGCGGCGUCGCAGAGGAGGAGGGGCGAACGGCGCUGAUCGGAGCAGCGGUCGGAGGGUCACUGCUGGCCUGCGAGUUCCUGCUGCAGAACGGAGCCAACGUCAACCGCCGAGACCUGAGGGGGCGUGGCGCCCUGCACGCUGCUGCCACCGCUGGACACACGGGUCAGGUGUGUCUGCUGCUGAAGAGAGGAGCCAAUCAGUACGCUGUGGACGAGAAGGGGCAGGACCCGCUGGCUAUCGCCAUGGAAACCGCUAAUGCUGACAUCGUCACUCUGCUGCGAAUGGCCCGGAUGAACGAGGAGAUGAGAGACUCAGAGGGAGUCUUCAGCACCACAGGUGACGACGAGACGUUCCAGGACAUCUUCAGGGAUUUCAGUGACAUGGCGUCCAACGACCCGGAGAGGCUCAGCAGGAGGCAGUUCGGCCGAGGAGGCGAGGAAGAGGAGGAGGAUGAAGGAGGGGGGCAUAAGAGCAGCCACUGCUGACCCUCCAGGUUACCAUGGCAACGUUUUUAGAGACUUGGGACCAAACCAGCUAGGAUGCAGAUUAUCAGAGUUCAGCUGUCGGUUCUGACCCGGAGCGACCUGGUUCUGUUUGUUUAGGAGACGGGCUUUUAUCACUGUGAACGGUUCAGACCAUUUCACCAGAACCGGAACCGGACUGGAGGAUUCACGGUUGGGUCCAAGAGGUUCUGGUUCUGGAAGGAGGUCAACACUAACCCGAUUGUUCAUCUUGUUGUUAAUCAUGAGAAUCCAGAAUGUCAGAAACAUUUCCUGGUGAAUAAAGUCAGAACCGGUUCUGAACAGGUCCAGAA